GAGAGGGCUGCCAUUUGUCCACCGAACAUCACGACACACAUGUCGCCACCACGACGACAACAUGAGAAUUACACCUAUUCACGUAUUGUUGGUCCUGGCGGCUGCCUGUGUCCCGGCCCUCUGUGGCUCAGAGGAGCCCGUGGCCCCGGUGGAGACCCGCUCCCGCUUUGCCGCUCUGGACGAUGUGCGUCUCCUGGCUAACGGCCUCCUCCAGCUGGGUCAGAGCCUGCGGGAGUUUGUUCAGAAGACAAAAGGACAGAUAAACGACAUCCUCCAGAAGAUCAACAUCUUUGACCGCUCGUUUUACCAGCUCUCAGUGCUUGCCAAUGAAAUUAAAGAGGAAGAAGAGGAACUGAAGAAAACUACGGUGGUGCUGAAAGCCAACAACGAUGAGAUCAAGGGCCUGUCUAUUGAGAUCAACUCCAAAGUGGACAACAUCCUGCAGGAGAAGAGCCGUCUGCAGGACAAGGUGGAGGGACUGGAAGAGAGGCUGAGCAGCCUGUCGCACGGCCUGCUGACAGGAGAACAAGUGGCAGAGAUCAACGGCCUCAGGGAGGUGAUCCACAGCCAGGAGCGGAGCAUCACAGAGCUGCUGAAGGCUGUGAGGGAGCAGAGCGAUCAGCUCAACCACCAGAGGGUUCAGCUCAAGACUCUGGAGGAAAAGUUUACAGUCAACACAUUGGCCCAGGAGACCAUUGAGAGGAUGCCUGAAACCUACAACAAUGAAGCACCAACACUCACCCCUUAUUUGACCUCAAACUUUAACAACGACAUGACGAAGCUGCCAUUGGACUGCAGUGACCUGUUCAACGGAGGGGAACAAGUCAGUGGCCUCUAUGUCAUCAGACCCACCGGAGCGGAGCCCUUUAUGGCUUUUUGUGACAUGAGCAAAGAUCAUGGAGCCACAGUCAUCCAGCGAAGAAACGGCGGCUCAGUAAAUUUCGAUCAAAUCUGGGAGAAGUAUGAAAAUGGGUUUGGAGAUUUUCAAGGGGAGUUUUGGCUCGGUCUCAGAAAGAUCCACUCUCUGGCCGCUCAGGGAAACUCCGUCCUUCAAAUCGAGCUGGAAGACUGGAAACAGGACAGGCGCUUCAUAGAAUACAGAUUUAACCUUAAUGGCCCUGAGAGCAACUACACCAUUCACCUCACGCAUCUGUCUGGAGAGGUGCCGGACCCCAUGAGCAACCACUCUGGCAUGAUGUUCUCCACCAAGGACAGGGACAAUGACAACCUCCAGGGCUUCAACUGUGCCCAAGACUACACAGGUGGAUGGUGGUACAACGCUUGCGGAGAUACCAACCUAAAUGGGAGAUAUUUCCACAUGAGACCCAAGGGGCGCUCGGAUCGUAAGAGAGGGAUUCAAUGGAGGCUGGGCCGAAAGGCGUCUUACUCCCUCAAGUUCACCCAGAUCUCUGUACAUCCUGUGUCUCCCCCUAGCACCAUCUCCACCACUUCGGCCUCCUCUGAAGCAGGGGUCUUUCACCACCUGCAUCAUUCAGUAAAUAAACAUUAACAGUGACCUCUCCAUGAGCUUUGGCAAUGCUUCAUGUGGCAGCCGUGGUUUAAGAAGGCUUGUGCAGAAAGGAAGAUGUUUUUCUCCAAGUGACAAGCAUGCUUAACUGAGGAAGCUGAACAAAUGUAUAACUGCCUGCUAGGAUCAUCUUUAUAAUACUCUUGCAUUGUGAAACCUCAAAGUUAGCAGUUACAAUUUAUCGUCACUCAAUGUAUCUCAGAGGACAAAGGUUAUGGAGAAGAAGUUAAAACAUACAGCCAUAUUUAAGCAGUUUUUAUAUUGGGUCACAUUGACUCUCAGUAUAGGUUAACAUACAGUAGGGGGACGGACCCCUUAAAUGGAUCACAAGAUACAAUCUAAGGAGAGAAUUAGCAGGAUGAGAAAGACUGCUACAGAAUUGAUCUUACUAAAACUUCUUUAAGGGGUUUUUUGUCUUGUGAAAUACUGUACAGAUCAUAGAAAUAUGAGGAAACGCACAUGUAACUAUUUUCCCAGUUCAUUUGAGUAGAACAAAUGAUGGCGAUUGUUAGGAAGACUGGCUAGUUAGCUUUGCCUUCUCUGGAGGGAAAGGUAUUGAGGUGGAAGGAAUGUUAAACCUGAUGGACACAGGCCUGCUGUUCUGUUCAGCUCAUCUUCUGUAACAAACAUAACAUUAAAGCAUUGUUAAAUUACUAGCUAGCUAAUCAAUUAAAAGAACAAAGUUAUCACACAUCUGGGGAUAUCAAUGUGCCUUCCUGUGAUAAGGGUGUGUCAAUGAUACAUUUGUUGUUGUAUUGGACUCAUUUACUUUAACUCUCUAUACUUUAUAUUGUACUAUUCCAAGCUCUAGUUGUGUAGUCAUCAUUACUGCACAACCUCAGUUCAGUGAGUCUGCACCUUGCCACACUUUUGUUUAUAUGGAAGUUUAUACGGAAGUUAGCUUGUUGCAGUGACUGCAAAACCGGCCCUCGCACUGACCUUCCUACCAGUGGACUUGACAUGGCCAUUCUAGUCCUAUUCUAUUGUUAUGGUACAGAGUCAACUCCUCUGGAAUCUUAAACAUUAUUUAAUAGUUACAAGGGCUGAAUUUAAUGAUUAUUUCCUCGAUUAAUUGUUUAAAAAACGUCGAAAAAUAUUUAAAAAAAGACUAUAAUAACUAAUGUGACAACGUCAGGUCCAGAGUCCAAAACAUCAAAGGAUUAGGCCAUUUAUGAUAAGAAAUGACCUAAGUACCUAAUCAAUCGUCAGGAUAUUUGCUGACAUGACAUCCCGAGCAGAUAUUGUUUUAUUUUCACAGGUCAUUAGGCAAAAAAGGUUGGGAACCAUUUCCAGAUAAAAAACACUCAUCUUUACUGUUUUUGAUUCUUUGAGGUGUGGAUAUCUGUAACUGAAAACAUAACGAAAACCCAGAUUUUACUUCUAAAACAUCCUAUUUGUCAUUAUGGACUAAUUUGGGGGUUACCCCAUCAGAGCUAGGGCCUUAGAUUCUAACUGUUUUGCAGUCACUGCAACAAGCUAACUUCUGUAUAAACUUCCAUUUAAACCAAGCUGUGGCAAGACUCAGGCACAGAAUGAUCUUUCUAUGUCAACAGAGAUCUGACACAGAGUAGUGUCAUCGUUGGACUAAAAACACUGACUUUGUUUUUAUGUGAAAGCAUAGUAAAUGAUUGACUAUGGCAUGUUAACUAUUACUCCUUUCUAAAUCCGGGAUCAUUGUGAUGUCCAACUAUUUUGUGCUCGUUGUUACAGCCAAUAAUAAACUCUAGAGGGCAGUGUUGUUCUGUCUUUGCUUUGUAAACAGA
Messenger RNA from Trematomus bernacchii (emerald rockcod), 3291 nucleotides. Its product is annotated as angiopoietin-related protein 3-like. The transcript has 7 exons. NCBI's taxonomy places the organism in Eukaryota, Metazoa, Chordata, Actinopteri, Perciformes, Nototheniidae. The record is from RefSeq and is a predicted model, not a curated record. The coding region runs from base 62 to 1510 and encodes 482 amino acids. Gene Ontology annotation, biological process: triglyceride homeostasis; cholesterol homeostasis; phospholipid catabolic process.